AGAAACCUCUUCUGGGAGCCCGAGGGAGAAAGCUAUGCACCAGGCAGAGGCCGGAAAGCCCUUAAUUAAAUUCAGCCACUGUGAGAAAUCCAUCUACAGCUUCAGCGCGCCCCAGCGCUGCCCCCUCUGCCGGCAGGACAUGGGCUCGCGGAGGCUGGAGGAAGCACCUGUAAGCAUCGCUAAUCCGUUUACCAAUGGGCAUCAAGAAAAAUACUGCUUCCUCCUCAGACCAACUCAGGGGACAUUUCUAAGGGACUAUGACGGGAGGUCUGAUCUUCAUGUUGGAAUAACUAACACAAAUGGAGCUGUGUAUAAUUACAACAUGCAUGGUGUCCAGCGUGACAACUCAGGGUGGGAGCAGAGCAUAAGUAUCCCAUUACUGCAGCCCAACAUGUACGGACUGAUGGACCAGUGGGACAAGUACCUGGAAGACUUUUCCACCUCGGGGUCCUGGCUGCCCCACAGGUACAAAGAAGACAGUCACAACUGCUACAGUUACGCCCUCACCUUCAUUAACUGCGUCCUGACCACAGAAGGCAAAGAGCAACUGGACAAGAGUGAAUUCACAGAGAGAUACGUGGUCCCGAGGACAAGGCUGGCUUCCAAGUACAUCACAGUCCACCGGGCCAUAGAGGAGCAGGGCUUCUACGUGACUGACCUUCCCCACCAAGAGACACAGCCUCCUUCAGGCAGUGGUUUGUGCUGACCGCUGUGAGCGCAGAGGGACUGGGCGUUUGAAGCUGCUACCUUUCAUAGGUCCUGCAGAGUUCCCAGUGCCCUGGACUGUGGUCAAUAAAGUGGGCGGCUUCCCUUUCCAUGUAUUUCAGCUUCCUAUAGCGUAAGAAUUUAUAAAAUUUAUAAUAAAGAUUG
Otolemur garnettii (small-eared galago) is the source of this 870-nucleotide messenger RNA. RefSeq names its product MKRN2 opposite strand (gene MKRN2OS). The record is from RefSeq and is a predicted model, not a curated record. The coding region runs from base 35 to 706 and encodes 223 amino acids. The transcript is spliced from 4 exons. Lineage: Eukaryota; Metazoa; Chordata; Mammalia; Primates; Galagidae.